CUAAGUGCAGACAAACACUGUGCAGCUGAUCCUGAAGAAGCCGGACCCGUGCCCUUCACAACAGCAAACAUGGCGACUGCCACCAAAAUUAUCCAAAGGUUGAGAAAUCUCCUGUCUGGGCAUGAUCUGCAAGCCAAACUUCAACUGCGAUAUGAGGAGAUAGCCAAGAGGACACAGCCUCCACCUAAAUUACCUGUUGGUCCAAGUCACAAGUUUGCAGACAACUACUACUACACUAGAGAUGGGCGCAGAGAAUCAGUACCCCCCACAGUCGUCAUGUCAACACAGAAGGCUCUCACUCCUGGCAGUCAAGCAGCUGAAGUCCCUGCAAAGCAUCCUGUCACCCCAGGCCAAGUGUAUGUGCCACCUCCACUGUCUACAGACCAGCCAUACCUCUGAUCAGACUGGUGAAAAAUCUGUCUUCUAAGUUUCUGUAUAAAAAUGUGAAUAAAAUGUUAUAUGUACAUUU
Molecule: messenger RNA, 469 nt
Organism: Boleophthalmus pectinirostris (great blue-spotted mudskipper)
Lineage: Eukaryota; Metazoa; Chordata; Actinopteri; Gobiiformes; Gobiidae
Gene: ndufa7
Product: NADH:ubiquinone oxidoreductase subunit A7
Exons: 4
Coding region: 70-399 (109 amino acids)
Biological process (GO): ATP synthesis coupled electron transport; mitochondrial electron transport, NADH to ubiquinone
Cellular component (GO): mitochondrial inner membrane
Source: RefSeq, a predicted model, not a curated record